AUGCGCCUUUUAAGCCUUACAUUCAUUAAUACCGUUCUGGCAUUCCCCGGAAUGCUAGACACUCGGCAGUCACUACCUAGUAAUCUUCCUCUUAGCUCUGAGGAAGGGAACUCUGGUCCCAUUCCAAGCUUGACUUUCAAUGCCGCAGACCAAUUCGUCGAUGUCCGUCCUGGAACGACUCAUCAGUUCAUUGCUCCUGGUCCGAAUGACAAGCGUGGUCCAUGCCCUGGCUUGAACGCCGCAGCCAACCAUGGAUUUCUCCCAAGAAAUGGCAUUGCUACCAUUGCUCAAACUGUCACUGGACUCCGACAAGCAUACAGCUUCGGGGACGAGUUUGCGGCUGCUCUGUCCGUCAUUGCAAUUGCUCUUACUGGUGACCCCACCCGGGGUACUUGGUCCAUUGGCGGUUCAUACUCUCCAGGACUACUUGGAGGUCUGCUUUCCAAUCCUUCGGGUAUAUCCUUUUCACACAAUGUAUAUGAGAGUGAUGCAUCUCCGGCACGGAGCGAUGCCUAUCUCAACAACGGCGAUGCCACAUCCCUCAACCUCGCUCGCUUCGAUUCUUUAUACAAUCGAGCCACGACCUACACGCUUGACGACCUCCGCGACCACAACAAAUAUGUCCAUAGCUUCUCGAUUGAGAAUAAUCCAUAUUACUUCUCAGCUCCCUUCGCAGGACUCGUUCCUCCCAUCGCCCAUCACUUCAUCAUCAACCUGAUGAGCAAUCAUUCUGCAGACAAUAUCCAAGGAACACUCACUCGCGAAACACUGAAGAGUUUCUUCUCGAUUACAGGUCCAGAUAACGCUCACGUCUGGACCCCUGGACACGAGAAAAUACCUCAAAAUUGGUAUAAGCGUCCAUCUUCGAACCCAUACGGAGCAAUUCCAGCAGUUGCCGACGUCGUAAUCCUCGCCACCAAAUAUCCCGAAAUCGUGCAAUUCGGUGGUAACACCGGCACAACCAACUCGUUCGUUGGCGUCGAUCCAGGCGACAUCACGGGCGGUGUCUUCAACAGCGUCACUCUUCUUCAAGGCAACAACCUCGGUUGCUUCUUCUUCCAGGCAGCUCAACAGGCUAUUCCUUCCGUCCUCCAAGGCAUUGUCUCGAAUCUUGCGCCGGUGCUGGCGCUUGUCAAUCAGUAUGUGUCACCUGUGACACAGCUGUUGAAUUGUCCGGCUUUGAACACGUUCAAUCAGAGUGCUUUUAAUCAAUUCCCUGGAGCGUCGUAUCGUCCUACUCAGUAG
Cadophora gregata is the source of this 1245-nucleotide messenger RNA. RefSeq lists its product as uncharacterized. The record is from RefSeq and is a predicted model, not a curated record. The transcript is spliced from 6 exons. The coding region runs from base 1 to 1245 and encodes 414 amino acids. NCBI's taxonomy places the organism in Eukaryota, Fungi, Ascomycota, Leotiomycetes, Helotiales, Ploettnerulaceae. Gene Ontology annotation, molecular function: peroxidase activity.